AUGUCGCGAAGCCGGACGUUGUCUUGGAGCGCCCUCUACCGGCGAGCUGGGAACUCCAAUGUGGAGAAUUUGCCCCCUCAGGUCCUUCGCUUGGUGUAUAAAGAAGUUUCUGCUUUAGCUGCCGACCCCCCUGAGGGCAUCAAAAUUUAUCCCAGUGAUGAAGACAUCACUGAAUUGCACACUGCCAUUGAAGGACCAGAGGGAACUCCGUUCGCUGGUGGCAUUUUCCGAAUGCGUCUGGUCCUCGGGAAGGACUUCCCUGCUGUUCCACCCAAGGGGUAUUUCCUGACCAAGAUUUUUCACCCCAACGUGGGUCACAAGGGAGAGAUCUGUGUCAACGUUUUGAAGAGGGACUGGAAGGCAGAGCUUGGCCUCCGACAUGUUUUACUUACGAUAAAGUGUCUACUAAUUCAUCCAAAUCCCGAGUCUGCUUUGAACGAGGAGGCUGGGCGCUUACUGUUGGAGGACUAUGCAGAAUAUGCCUCCCGCGCUCGCCUGCUCACAGAAAUCCACGCCAUGGGAGGCCCUGGAGGGACCUCGGGGGCACCUCAGGAUCCUAGUGACGGGCCACAACCGAAGAAGCAUGCGGGCGACCCUACCAAGAGAGCAGCAGGACCUGGUGCAGCCUCGGUGGCAGUGUUGGGUAAUGGCGCCAACGGAGCCAGUACCACCACAAGCUGCAACAGCAGCAGCAGCAGCAGCAGUAGUAAUGUGGUGGGGAAAAAGAAAGCGGAUAAAAAGCGUGCAUUGAGGCGACUCUAAUACCUCAGCAGAUUUUCUGUGUGUUUGUGUGUGUUUGAGUGAGAAGAGAGAGUGUAAAUAUGAAUAUUGAAGUGUGCUGAUGACAAUUUUAUUUUAUUUUUUUCUGACUCUUUGUAUUCCCCAGACUGUCCAUUUUAUACUCAUUUGGUCUCACCCUUUUUCACCUUUUUCAUUAUUGUUGGCCAAUGCAGGUGUUUUUAGUUAUUCCUAUGCCUCGCAUCAAGAUCAAAUGUUUUAUUUUGUUUUAUUUUCCGAAGAAAAAAUACUCUUCACAAGUAACAGUACGAUCAAGUUGUAUUUGAUACUGUGUCUUAAGACUACUAUCAAGUUUACCUGAUUGUGGUUUUCCCCACCUUAAACGAGGCCUGUCGUGCCUCUCCGGUAAUCAGAGACAUAACUGCAUUAUUGUGUCAGCUCAGCGGUAAGAUUAAUGUCAGAUCUGUAAUCGUCAAUGUGGUUUGCACUGCCGAGAUGGUACCGUGUAUCGCUCAGCCAGGCUCACUGUGGGGAAAACUAAGCUUAAUCAGGAGGUAGUCUACUGUGUUUGGGUUUACGUUGCCUCAAUUGAAAUCAGGUUUUAAAUUUAGCUGCAAGGUUGAUGAAUUGUCAGCGGCUUAUGUAACUAAAUGGGUUUAUAAAAGUGUGAGGAAUCAAUUUUAUAUUUUAUCAUAAAGGAGUGACAUCUGAAUUGGUUGUGUUCAUGGAAUUGCGAACUGAAUGGAAACGUAUAGGCCAAGGUAGCAGUGGAGUAUAAGAUGUCCGAAGUUUCUUAAUGACACUCUCACCCAUUUUUCUAAAACUAUCUCAUUGUCCAGUAUUUUCAAAAGUGUUUUUCUAAACUGACGUGUCAAUAUUCAGCUGUCUUGGUGUGUGUGUAUGGCGAUCUAGAUCAGUGGCUGUUAAGGAACAGGGUAGACUGCGCAUACUUUAUAAAGAAUUAUUCACUUUUCAGUUAUUGUCAUUACGCAUAUAGUUAAUGUGACGAGCUUAAACUACCCUUACUUCCCUCCAAAACAGUGUGUGCUGUCAACAUACUCUGUUCCACCAGCCUCAUGGGUACUAGAGAACAUAUUUCAAUAGAACGAUUUCCACCUACAUCAUAGAGAUUUUCUCCCCGCCCGACGCACAGUUUCAUUUGGGUUUCUCAGGCAAGUUUUCCCUCUUGGUUCUUAAUGCAUGUUGGGGCCUACAUUUCCCAAGGAAACACUCUCUCUCAAGCGCUGUCAUUUACUUGGAUGGAAAAGUGCCUCUGAAACUCAUGUCAUUGUGCAGGUUGUUGGAUGGGUAUUUUUGUGUCCAUUUUAAGUUAUUUAAAUUAAUAAAAGAUGAAAUAUGGGAUGAGAACUGUAGAA
Molecule: messenger RNA, 2114 nt
Organism: Lampris incognitus (smalleye Pacific opah)
Lineage: Eukaryota; Metazoa; Chordata; Actinopteri; Lampriformes; Lampridae
Gene: ube2s
Product: ubiquitin-conjugating enzyme E2S
Exons: 4
Coding region: 1-762 (253 amino acids)
Source: RefSeq, a predicted model, not a curated record